GCCAUGUUGGGGAGCCCACAGUCCCGGCGGAGCGCUGAAGAUGGCGGCAGCUGCAGCAGUUGGAGCCAGGCAAAAUUAUUACGGGACUGAGGGCCGAGCCCCAAAACGACAGAAAACCGACGGAACCGAGGAAAGCGUGGCGGCCACAGCGGAAGGCUACGAGGACCCUCACAAGACACCGGCAUCCCCGGUGGUCCAUGUGAGGGGACUAAUCGAUGGCGUGCUGGAAGCAGACCUUGUUGAAGCUCUUCAGGAGUUCGGGACCAUCAGUUAUGUAGUGGUAAUGCCCAAGAAAAGGCAGGCUCUAGUAGAGUAUGAAGAUAUCCUGGGAGCCUGCAAUGCUGUUAACUAUGCCGCAGACAACCAGAUCUAUGUUGCUGGACACCCAGCAUUUGUCAACUAUUCCACCAGCCAGAAGAUCUCUCGUCCAGUGGAUUCAGGGGAUGAUUCCAGGGGUGUCAACAACGUUCUUCUCUUCACCAUCCUCAACCCAAUAUACUCUAUCACAACGGACGUGCUGUAUACCAUCUGCAACCCAUGUGGCCCUGUCCAGCGCAUCGUUAUCUUUAGGAAGAACGGUGUCCAAGCAAUGGUUGAAUUUGAUUCUGUGCAAAGUGCUCAGCGAGCAAAGGCUUCAUUGAAUGGAGCCGACAUCUACUCUGGGUGCUGCACUCUCAAGAUAGAGUAUGCUAAGCCCACAAGACUUAAUGUUUUCAAGAAUGAUCAGGACACCUGGGAUUACACCAACCCUGCCUUGAGCGGACAAGGUGACCCUGCUGCUAACCCCAACAACAAGCGCCAGAGAAACCCACCAUUACUGGGAGAUCAUCCUGCAGAGUAUGCAGGGGGUCCUCCUCACGCAGCCUACCAUGGUCAUUAUCAUGAAGAAGCAUAUGGUCCACCACCUCCACACUAUGAAGGUCGCAGGAUGGGACCUCCUCCAGUUGGAGCUCCACGCAGAGGAGGUGGCCCUGCACGCUACACUCCUCAGUAUGGACACCCGCCACCUCCACCCCCAGAGUAUGGCCCACACGCUGAAAGCCCUGUUCUGAUGGUGUAUGGCCUGGAUCCCAGCAAGAUGAAUUGUGACCGUGUGUUUAACGUCUUCUGUCUUUAUGGCAAUUUGGAGAAGGUGAAGUUCAUGAAGAGUAAGCCAGGGGCUGCCAUGGUGGAAAUGGCUGAUGGAUAUGCUGUUGAUCGGGCACUCACUCACCUGAACAAUAAUUUCAUGUUUGGACAGAAGUUGAGCGUUUGUGUGUCUAAGCAGCAAUCCAUUGUACCAGGACAGUCGUAUGGCCUUGAGGAUGGCUCCUGCAGCUUCAAAGUGUUCAGCGGCUCCCGCAACAAUCGUUUCUCCUCCCCAGAACAGGCUGCCAAAAACCGCAUCCAACAACCAAGCAACGUGCUGCACUUUUUCAAUGCACCCCCAGAGGUGACUGAACAGAACUUCUUGGAGAUUUGUGAAGAGCUUGGAGCAAAGAAGCCUGCAUCGAUCAAAGUUUUCUCUGGAAAGAGUGAGCGGAGUUCUUCUGGUCUGCUGGAGUGGGAAAACAAGAGUGAUGCUCUUGAAACUCUCAGCUUCCUUAAUCACCACCAGAUGAAGAAUCCCAAUGGACCUUACCCUUACACCCUGAAGCUGUGCUUCUCCACUGCCCAGCAUGCUUCCUAACACCGGACGCAGCUAAACCUCUGCCAUCAUAGUUUAAUAUAGUUUGUCUCCUCAUGGGAGACACUUUUUAUGUUUGUUUUUUUUCUGUGACUUUUUUUAGAAAAAAAAUCUAAUUGUACAUUUGUGCUGGUGAACUUGCACAUCUCAAUAAAAUUUUGAGGUAUUA
Molecule: messenger RNA, 1835 nt
Organism: Bombina bombina (fire-bellied toad)
Lineage: Eukaryota; Metazoa; Chordata; Amphibia; Anura; Bombinatoridae
Gene: HNRNPL
Product: heterogeneous nuclear ribonucleoprotein L
Exons: 13
Coding region: 41-1669 (542 amino acids)
Biological process (GO): mRNA processing; regulation of RNA splicing
Cellular component (GO): nucleus
Molecular function (GO): mRNA binding
Source: RefSeq, a predicted model, not a curated record